AUGACGACUCCUCCUCGUGGGGACCCUGCCCCUGCCUCUGGCCGCACCUGCGAGGAAGCGGCUGCCCUGGGCUGGUACCUGCUCACCUGUGUGCAUGAGCUCUGGGGGCAGGCAGAGCUGUCCCUGGAGCAGAGUUUGCUGGGCUUGCACCGGGGGCGGGGGAAGCGGCCGUCGGGGAGAGGGGUGGGAGGGGAGUCUCCUGGGUAUAGAUGCAGCCUGUCCUGGGCCUGCCUGACCUCCCUCUCUUCCUUUCCCCCAGGCCUCGCCAAGCCCAUCGGCCUGGUGGAGGGGCCAGGAGGCCUGGGCCAGGGUGGCUUGGCGGCUACCCUGCGUGAUGACGGCCAGGAGGCGGAAGGCAAGUAUGAGGAGUACGGCUACAACGCUCAGCUCAGUGACCGCAUCUCCCUGGAUCGGAGCAUCCCCGACUACCGGCCCAGAAAGUGCAGACAGAUGAGCUACGCCCAGGACCUGCCCCAGGUCUCCGUGGUCUUCAUCUUCGUCAACGAGGCACUGUCGGUCAUCCUGCGCUCCGUGCACAGCGUGGUCAACCACACGCCCUCCCAGCUCCUCAAGGAGGUCAUCCUGGUGGACGACAACAGUGACAAUGUGGAGCUCAAGUUCAAUCUGGACCAGUAUGUCAACAAGCGGUACCCGGGCCUCGUGAAGAUCGUCCGCAAUAGCCGGCGGGAAGGACUGAUCCGCGCCCGGCUGCAGGGCUGGAAGGCGGCCACUGCCCCAGUCGUCGGCUUCUUCGACGCCCACGUCGAGUUCAACACGGGCUGGGCGGAGCCCGCACUGUCUCGGAUCCGAGAGGACCGGCGUCGCAUCGUGCUGCCAGCCAUAGACAACAUCAAGUACAGCACGUUUGAGGUGCAGCAGUACGCCAACGCUGCCCACGGCUACAACUGGGGCCUCUGGUGCAUGUACAUCAUCCCCCCGCAGGACUGGCUGGACCGCGGCGACGAGUCGGCGCCGAUCAGGACCCCGGCCAUGAUCGGCUGCUCCUUCGUGGUGGACCGCGAGUACUUCGGAGACAUCGGGCUGCUAGACCCUGGCAUGGAGGUGUACGGUGGCGAGAACGUAGAACUGGGCAUGAGGGUGUGGCAGUGUGGUGGCAGCAUGGAGGUGCUGCCCUGCUCCCGCGUGGCCCACAUCGAGCGCACCAGGAAGCCCUACAACAACGACAUCGACUACUAUGCCAAGCGCAACGCCCUGCGCGCCGCCGAGGUGUGGAUGGACGACUUCAAGUCCCACGUGUACAUGGCCUGGAACAUCCCCAUGACGAACCCAGGGGUGGACUUCGGGGACGUGUCUGAGAGGCUGGCCCUGCGCCAGAGGCUGAAGUGCCGCAGCUUCAAGUGGUACCUGGAGAACGUGUACCCGGAGAUGAGGAUCUACAACAACACCCUCACGUACGGAGAGGUAAGAAACAGCAAAGCCAGCGGCUACUGCCUGGACCAGGGAGCGGAGGACGGCGACCGGGCGAUCCUCUACCCCUGCCACGGGAUGUCCUCCCAGCUGGUGCGGUACAGCGCUGACGGCCUGCUGCAGCUGGGCCUUGGGCUCCACGUUCUUGCUCCAUGUCUGGGGGAUGACGGCAGGGCCGCACGCACACCCUCGAGGAAGUGUGAGGAUUGGCAAGGCCACAGCAGGCGGCUGUGGGACUUCACCCAGAGUGGCCCCAUUGUGAGCCGGGCCACGGGCCGCUGCCUGGAGGUGGAGAUGUCCAAAGACGCCAACUUCGGGCUCCGGCUGGUGGUGCAGAGGUGCUCGGGGCAGAAGUGGAUGAUCAGAAACUGGAUCAAACACGCACGGCACUGACCCCACCUCUGCCUGGACCCCCACGGACCUCGGGAAGGCACUGGGCCAAGCCAGUGUGGCUGAGUGGCUGGGGUAUGCCCAGCAGACACAGCAGGGCAGGGCUCUAUGUGCGGCCAGGACAGCAGAGGCCAAGGGGCCGGGGUGUGGCUGAGUGACCAGGGUGUCAGCCACUGCAGCUGGAGUACAGCUCCUCCUAGGACAGGCGGCUCUACCCAAGGGAGGGCGUCUGGGGACAGUGACGCCGACUCAAACACGUGCCUUCUCCACGGUAUCUCCUGGCCAGGCUGCUGGGACAGCCGCCGCCUCUGCAUGUACCACAGCCCCCUACGCCCCACAGGGUGGCCAAGCCCCAGACCAGGCGCCAGGCGGCGCCCCGGCGUCCUCCACCCGCGGCCUCCCAUGCUCCAAGCAGCCUCCCCCAGCCCUUGCAACCGCUCAGCCCUCCAACCGAGACCUAAGUCACACGUCACAACGCAGCUCAUGGUCUGGUAAGAGGGGUGCUGGGGGACAUGGACGGCAACAAACCUGCAGCUGUGUCUAGGAGGCUGGUGCGACUGCCUCAGCAGAGACCAAAUAAAGAGGAUUAGGCAGCAGC
Cercocebus atys (sooty mangabey) is the source of this 2416-nucleotide messenger RNA. RefSeq names its product polypeptide N-acetylgalactosaminyltransferase 9-like. Gene Ontology annotation, cellular component: Golgi apparatus. The record is from RefSeq and is a predicted model, not a curated record. NCBI's taxonomy places the organism in Eukaryota, Metazoa, Chordata, Mammalia, Primates, Cercopithecidae.